Schistocerca nitens (vagrant locust) is the source of this 1638-nucleotide messenger RNA. Its product is annotated as DNA polymerase nu-like. The coding region runs from base 1 to 1638 and encodes 545 amino acids. Lineage: Eukaryota; Metazoa; Arthropoda; Insecta; Orthoptera; Acrididae. The transcript is spliced from 12 exons. Gene Ontology annotation, biological process: DNA-templated DNA replication; double-strand break repair. The record is from RefSeq and is a predicted model, not a curated record. Gene Ontology annotation, molecular function: DNA binding; DNA-directed DNA polymerase activity.
AUGCCAAGUGUCCUACCAUUUGUCCGUAUUCUCUUAAAGACAUUGCCUCCUAACCGUUUGACUCCUCUUGGUCACUAUACACUCCUUCUUAUACUUAUAUUCAUCUGGUGCCUGUUGAAGACUGUUCUGAAUCAUUCAAGUCGAAAGAUAUGCUUUUGUGCUCAAGAUUUCAUGAUGCACCUAAUUAAAAGAUUCCAAUUUAGUAGAAGUGAAGUUUGCCUAAAAUGGAUUCUUUUGGAUCCUCUCAUUGGCUGUUGGUUACUUAAUCCUGAUAAAUCAUUUUACUUUUUCUCUGAUGUUACAGCCUCUUUGGACUUAAAAGAGUCUCCUGCACUUAAGGAUGAGCCAACUCAGACAAAACUGUCCUCACUACCUCAAGCCUUGGAUAAACUAUCGUUGUGUGCCAAGCUGCUGUAUCAGAAACUUGAGGAAGCUGGAUUGUGGAGACUCUUUCUAGACAUUGAGAUGAAACUUGUCUCAAUUCUUUCAGUUAUGGAGACAAGAGGCAUCUGUACAAAUACAAAAAAACUGCAAGAAAUGCAAAAUAUAUUACAUGAACAUUUAGAUAAUUUACAAGAACAGGCAUAUAAAGAGGCAGGAAGAAAGUUUCAAAUGAAUUCACCACAACAGUUACGAAAUAUACUGUAUGAAGAACUUCAACUUGAUCAGAAAAGCAAUACUAAAGUGAGAGAAACUGCAAAACUUGGUCAAAAGUCAACUUCUGAGCACGUGCUAAGUCUCCUUAAACCAUGGCACCCUCUUCCUGGAACAGUGCUGCAAUAUCGGCACCUACAGAAAAUCAAAUCAACAUUCAUUGAUGGUGUUUUACAGCAGGUAGUUGAGGGGAAAGUAUUUCCUUCAUGGGGGCAGCAUUGUGCUGCUACAGGGCGUAUAACUUCAAGUAAUCCAAACCUGCAAGCAAUACCAAAACAACCUGUGGUUUUAAAAAUUCUGCCAUUUGAAGACAAUAUUUUGCUAUUGCGAUCACCAUAUCAUACCAGAGAUGGGUACACGUUGUUAUCUGCUGAUUUUCAACAUAUAGAGUUACGUAUGCUGGCCCAUUUAUCCAAGGAUCCCCUGUUGAAAGAGAUACUACAGAAACCUGAUGAUAUUUUCACUUCAAUGUCCAGAAUAUGGUUAGGCAAAACCCAGGGUGAAAUAGAAACAGAAGACCGUGAGAAAACAAAAAGAAUAGUGUAUGCUGUUAUGUAUGGUGCUGGUCCAGCAAAACUUGCAGAGUUUCUAAAUAUUAACCAUUCUGAAGCCUCCACACAUUUCCCAGCUAUCAAAAGGUUUUCUAAUGCAGUAGUAAAGGAAUGUCAAGCAAAAGAAUGCCUUCAUACGAUUACUGGCAGACACAGACUUUUCCCUAAUAUUAGUAGCAGCAACAGUGGAUUAAAAUCAUACACUGAGAGACAGGCAGUUAAUUUUCUCAUGCAAGGUUCAGCUGCUGAUAUCUGUAAAUGUGCAAUGAUACGUACAGAACUUGAAUUUUUAAAGCAUCCUGAACUGGAUGUACAUUUAUUAAUACAGAUACAUGAUGAGCUUGUAUGGGAAGUCAAAGAUGAGAAUUUUGAUACUGUGAGAGGUAUACAUUUUGAUUACAGACUCUACAAAGUGGUUUAUCUUCCUGUUUAA